This is a messenger RNA of Hyalella azteca, 3590 nucleotides long. RefSeq names its product cyclin-C-like (gene CycC). Lineage: Eukaryota; Metazoa; Arthropoda; Malacostraca; Amphipoda; Hyalellidae. The coding region runs from base 725 to 1525 and encodes 266 amino acids. The record is from RefSeq and is a predicted model, not a curated record. The transcript is spliced from 7 exons. Gene Ontology annotation, biological process: positive regulation of transcription by RNA polymerase II. Gene Ontology annotation, molecular function: cyclin-dependent protein serine/threonine kinase regulator activity. Gene Ontology annotation, cellular component: mediator complex; nucleus.
GUAGCCCCGGUUGACGGUAAAAGUCAUAUUUCCUUUAUCAUUUGAUGAUUUGCACCAACUUCUAGACAUUUUCAUGUUUUUCUAUUUUCUAGACUAUACGUACCACAGAGCCGUGGUACAAUAGUGUCCCACUUCAUAUGUCACAAGGGUUUUUUCGGCUGUAGUACAUUGUGGUACACAUAUGUCCCACAUGUUUUCUCUCACCAACAUAUCCGGUCUAAUUCAUACAGAGCUACGCACUUCCUUUCGCUGCAACAGCUAGCGUCAAACUAACUUGAGAAAUGAAAUUUGUCACUGUCUGCUCGGGAAGUUUGGCAUAUGAGCAAUCGGAGUCAAAGUGUUAAGUGGCAGCAUAGUUGUCACUCUUAACAGUGUUUAAAAACAUGACAUUGUUUCAAAUAACCAAUAUCAUCUGUUUAUUAGGUGCAUUGGAGUAACUUUAUAUGAGCAACUUUACAAAGAAGAGAUGAAAUUGUCUAGACAGCCCAAAAAAGUUGUAUAUUACUACUGACCUGUAAUUAUCAUCUUCUAUGAUGCUAUCAUGAAAGAAAAUUGAGUUCUGUCUAUGCUAGAACUCUGUGCAAGGAAUUCUUAAUUAGGUGUUUUCAUAGGAUUUUACAGUGAAAUUUUGCACUUUCUUCUACUUAUAUAAUAAUUUUAAAUUAUUUUCAGACUGAAAAGACACUAUCACCAAAGAGAGAGUUGUUCAUUUAGACCCUGCAGCAUGGCAGGGAAUUUUUGGCAGAGUGCCCAUUACCAGCAAUGGCUGCUGGAUAAGCAGGACCUGAUCAAGGAGCGACAGGCUGACCUGCAGGUGCUCUCCGAGGAGGAGUACCAAAAAAUUAUGAUCUUCUUCACCAAUUUCAUUCAACAGCUUGGCGAAACACUGAAGUUGAGGCAGCAAGUGGUGGCAACAGCCACAGUCUUUUUGAAAAGAUUUUAUGCUCGCUACUCUCUUAAGUGCAUCGACCCGCUGUUGCUGGCGCCCACCGCUGUCUUCCUGGCAUCCAAAGUGGAGGAGUGUGGUGUUAUCUCCAACAACAGGCUUAUAUCCACUUGCCAACAAGUAGUGAAGAACAAGUUUGGCUAUGCCUACUCAACAGAAUUUCCAUAUCGCAUCAACCAAGUGUUGGAGUGCGAGUUCUACUUGCUCGAGAAUAUGGAUUGUUGCCUUAUUGUAUUCCAGCCAUACCGGCCGCUGAUCCAGUACGGUCAGGACCUGAACUGCGACAGCGACACCCUGCAGCUCUCAUGGACCAUCGUCAACGACUCCCUCCGUACCGACGUGUGUCUCCUGUAUCCCCCCUACCAGAUCGCUCUAGCUUGUCUUCAGCUGGCGUGCGUGGUACACAAUAAGGACUGCAAACAAUGGUUCGCUGAGCUCAACACUGACAUGGACAACAUCAUGGGCGUCACGAGCCAUCUUCUCAGCCUCUACGAGCUCUGGAAGAACUACGAUGAAAAGAAAGAAAUUCUCGCGCUGCUGCAGAAAAUGCCCAAGCCGAAUCUUCAGCCCUCCAGAUAAAGCUGUCCUGUGGUAGGCUUAAAAAACUUGCUUUUUAUUUUGGCUGCAGGGUGAGCCAUUGCCGGUCGAAAAUUUACUUGGGAUUAUCCUUCGUUUUCUGAAUCCGAUUGAACAGUUUAAAAUGUUGUACACUUUAUACUUGGUGUGUGAAUUUUGCCUUUAAAAAAUUUUUUUUGCUACUGAAAUUCAUAUUUUAGGCAAGUACAUCGCUGAUGAGUGAGAUAUGAAAUAAGUGGAACGUUCUUAUAAAUUUUAAUCAACUUAAUAGCAGGUUCUCUAUGGUAGAGCACAUCUUGUGGAGAGUUUUUCGCCGACUUAAAGGUGGCGUCAAUAAUUUGGAUGUUUUUUGUAUAACCAAUUCAUAUUAUCCGGCGUUCACGGUGAAGAAUGAAAGUAGCAGGAGUGCAUCGCAUCUUAAUAUCGGUUUACAGGACGAUGGUUUUCAAGGGUCACAUGCUUAACGGUACUGGAGAUGAUGUUAGUUAAUAUUGAGCAUGUUGGUGACGCAACAUAAUUCGUUAUUGUCUACGUGGCAGCAGUUUGCUGGGGAUAACUUUGAAAUGAAUGAUUGCUGCUGCUAGUUUAGUGCUGGUUGUUCAGAUAUCAACUUACGGGUGAAUAUUAGGUUAGGUGAAUAUUACUCAGCUCCUCGCGUAACUAAACUACUUGCAUGAACUAUAAUCCACCUGCCUGCAUUGCCUUUACUGUCCAGCAACUCUUCGAAUGUUGUAUUCAGACGCGGCUUUCGUUUUCGGGCGAUAAUAUUUAUUUUCUCCUCGCUUUUGGCUACUUUUGCGCAUCGAAGGUAUCUUCUUGUUCGUGUAGUGGAGAAAAGUAUACAUGGAGGGCAGGAUUGUCAAUUUUUUGGAAGUAAUUUUCAAGUGAUAUUAGUACAAUACCUUAAUUGCUGAACAUCUACAAAAUAUUUCUGAACGUACGGUAUACGAUAGAAAUGUGGCUGGCUCAUCGCUCACAACUUCGUUAAUUUUUCACCUUGAGAACAAAUAAGUCAGUGAGGAAGUAGAGAAAAAUCAAUGUUUUUCUGGCAAUUCUUUUAUUUUUCGAAAAGGAUAGUGAAAUUAUUAUUUAAUUGUACAAUUUUUCAAAAUUGUUAUAUCAUUCAUAGUGAGUCCAUUCCGAAGUCUGUGUCGUAACUGUCAUCCAAUAUAUUAAAUUUUUUUAUGUGGUGCAUAUGCGGUAUUCAGUGUAGUCGUAGCGUUCUUUUUGAAGCAAGCUUAAUGCCUUGGUAAAUCUUCAUUAAUCGCAUCCUGUGUAACCAAAUUUUUUACGAUGUAUACAGAGUGUAAUGGAUGACAGUCACUUUGUUUCUACAAUUUUGACGAAAAGUUCUUCUGAACUAUUCGUGUAUUAAACAACACUUACAGUCGGUCUAAGGAAAUAUCUUGUUUCGGCACUUGAACCUGUUUGGGUUGAUAUUAUAUUCGUAUGUGUUUUUUACAACUAAUCUUACUCAUUUUAAUAUCUUCAUCGGUUCGAGAAAAUCUUUGGAAACAGAACAUUUUAGAAGUUGAAGAACAUUUCUCCUCCGCACUCAGAAGGAGUCUUGUUCUUUGCUGCUGUGAAAAGCUUCUCUCUUCCGAGUGAAUUUCCUUCGUAAAAAUAUUUUUCCAUCAACUUGAUGCUUUCCUUGUGCCUAUUUUCAACGCGCUAACGAUGCACAGAAUUCAUUUUGCCUCCUGCGAAAAUGAAAAAAAUUUCACCGAAGUACUCAUGAGUUUCUCAUUAAUCUAUAUAUAAUAUUGAAUAUUUCGCAGUCUCGUUAUCAUUAAAUUUUUAAUGUCUUCUGAAUUCUUUGCUUCCACUCCAAAAACUGACAAAGCUGGCUUGCUCCUUAAUUAGUUAAAGUUCAUCUUUAUGUGAUGAAAGCUUCGUAUAUUCUAUUUUUGUGUCCAACUUGGUGGCAAUAGAUGUCCAGUGCUUGAAAUUGCAUUGUUUCAUUUAUCCAUUACCAACUAAAUUGUUUUGCUUCAAGAUACUUUUUAUGUAUUUAUUCACUUGUAUUGAUCUUCUUUCUGAUUUGACCAAAUAAAUGUUUCCAAAUGUU